AUCCCGUUCAUCGGGUUCGGGUUCAUGGAUAACGCGCUGAUGAUCACCGCGGGGGAGUACAUCGAGCUGAAAGUCGGCGCGACGUUCGCGUUGUCCACGAUGGCAGCCGCGGGGCUCGGGAACUUGCUCAGCGACAUCGCCGGCGUCGGCUUCUCGUCCAAGAUCGAGCUCAUGGCCGAGCGGUGGGGGUUCAAGAACCCGGAGUUGACCGCGGCGCAGGCGGCGAAGAGCGGGCCGCGGUUGAUGCGGAUGCUCGGCGCGGUGAUCGGCAUCUCGAUCGGAUGCCUGUUGGGGAUGUUUCCGCUGUUGUUUUUCGAGGACGACGACGAAGAAAAGGAA
Messenger RNA from Micromonas pusilla CCMP1545, 339 nucleotides. RefSeq lists its product as uncharacterized. Gene Ontology annotation, cellular component: mitochondrion. The transcript has a single exon. NCBI's taxonomy places the organism in Eukaryota, Viridiplantae, Chlorophyta, Mamiellophyceae, Mamiellales, Mamiellaceae. The record is from RefSeq and is a predicted model, not a curated record. The annotation marks the transcript as partial.